AUGGCCAUCAAGAAUAGGGAGACCAUCAUCAUCAAGCCCAAGCCGAGACCGAGGCCGUCGACCAACGACUCGGAGAAGACCCCCAGCAAGACCAAAGCCAAGAGCAAGGACAAGAACAAGAACAAGCGUAAACACAAGAACGAAACGAAAGGAAAGACUCAGGCCGACAAGAUUGCUAGGAUGGUGCAACCCGAAGGCUUUUGUUCACUUGAGAUUUGUGCGAAUUGCUCUUGCGCACGAUACUACUAG
Messenger RNA from Diaporthe batatas, 249 nucleotides. RefSeq lists its product as uncharacterized. Lineage: Eukaryota; Fungi; Ascomycota; Sordariomycetes; Diaporthales; Diaporthaceae. The record is from RefSeq and is a predicted model, not a curated record. Bases 1 to 249 code for a protein of 82 amino acids. The transcript is spliced from 2 exons.